Molecule: messenger RNA, 2162 nt
Organism: Conger conger (European conger)
Lineage: Eukaryota; Metazoa; Chordata; Actinopteri; Anguilliformes; Congridae
Gene: spp1
Product: secreted phosphoprotein 1
Exons: 8
Coding region: 102-1007 (301 amino acids)
Biological process (GO): cell adhesion; ossification
Source: RefSeq, a predicted model, not a curated record
CAACCACAGCAUCCCUUCGUCCGGCCCCUCAGGGAACCCAGCAGCCCAGCACACUCCAAUCCAUUUUUACCAGCGAGGCCUUGGGGUAAAUAAUAGAGACAAUGAAAACUGUGAUAGUGUUCCUCGUCCUUCUUGCCACAGUCUUCUGUCACCCGGUGAAACGCUCGGUCAGUAGCUCAGAGAGCUCAGAGGAAGUGGUGAGGCUGAAAGCAGACCCCAUGCUUCAGAAUGCUGCACCGCCACAGACUAUGACAGUGGGGUCUGACGAGAGUCCUGACAGCUCAGAUGAAGCACAGCAGUCAGACUCAGCAUCAGAUGACAGUGCGGACACAGAUGAGAAUGACACAGAGUCUGACGAAAGUGAGGAGUCCACUGAGUCCCCCACCCAAUCCCCCUCCGAGCCCCCCACAGAACCCCCCGUCAUCUGGGAGACCACGCCGGAGCCCGUCACCGACAGCGGCCGAGGGGACAACCUCGGCUACCCCAGCAACUACAAGAAGGACAUCAUUUACGUGGAGAGCAACAGCAUCAAUAAGGGCUACUCCCCCUACAAGUACUACGACAUGGAGAAGGCCGUGGAGAGCAUGGGCCUGGUGAGCAAGAAGGCGCCUGUGUACGACGCCAAGGGCGGGAACGACAUUGAGAAGAACCUGAAAGUGUACAAGCAGGCCCUGCAGGUGCACGAGGAGGAGGAGGAGGACGCCAGCACACCCGAGGUGGAGAGCCAGGGCCUGGACUCCGCCGGCGGGAUGGCCAAGGAGCCCGCCUUCCGGCAGGCCGACCUGGAACCCGAGGCCGCGGCCGGGGAGCCCGCGGGGGCCGAGGAGAGUGCCAGCGCGGGGGAGAGUGACAGCUCCAGCUCCAGCACCAGCGAGGAGGAGGGGGACGAGUCCCAGAGCAGCCAGAGCAGUGAGGAGACCACGGCCACGCCCGCAGACUCCUCCCAGAGCUCAGAGAGCCAGGAGGGCACCUACACCGACGCGCCCGUCAUCAUCAUCGCCAAAUAGAAGCACCCCUGAGUCCCGCAAAGAUGCUGUCGACAGUGAAGAAUGCAAACUCUCUCGGAGGGGCGUACGCCAAAACCGCAGCUUGCCUCUCUGCCACCGCCCAACGGGCAGUCAAGAUCAGACACCACGCGGAACAACAGGCUCCGUGCCCUGUUACUGCAAUAGCUGUAAAGAGCAUUACCGUUUCCUGCCUCUAACACAUAAUAAUCCAUCAUUCUUUCUUAUUUUUAUUUGUUCAUUGCACAAUAAAUCACACUAUGAGGUUAUUUUGUUGAAAGGUGUUUUAUGAGGGUCUUGUCUUUUUGGAUCUUUUAGCCAAUUGCUGGGAAAAAUCUCAAAUGUUCUGUUGAAAAUACAUGAACAGGGGUUAUGUUACGACUGCAAAAGUCAUUAGUAUGUUUCAUUUAUUCACAAUAGCACUCACACAACAACAGCAUAACACCAAUAUAUAAAAAGCUUAGUUUAUUAACAUUGUAAAACAUUGGAAGGGUCGUGCAGCUUACAAAACCCUUACAAGAAAAACAGUUAUGUGUUUACAAUAAUAGAAAUAAAAUGUGUGAUCUUAAUUGACUGAUUACACAAUUGUAUCUAAAAGUAUAUAAGUUGACAAAGUCAAUAUUUGUAAUCCUAUUACACACUCAGUGUCUGUAUCAUUUACUUAUCUUGCCCAGACAGAGCACAAACAUUAUUUUCUGUAGGUCAGAAAAUGCACAUUUCAAGUGCCAUCCACAAAAGUGCAUUAUUACUAGCUCUGAUGCGGUCACAGUAGUUGGGGUGACAUGGCUCAGGCAGUAAGAGCAGUCGUCUGGCAGUCAGAGGGUUGCUGGUUCGAUCCCCCGCCCGGGCUGUGUCGAAGUGUCCCUGAGCAAGACACCUAACCCCCAAAUGCUCCUGACGAGCUGGUCGGUGCCUUGCAUGGCAGCCAAUCGCCGUUGGUGUGUGAGUGUGUGUAUGAAUGGGUGAAUGAGAAGCAUCAAUUGUACAAUACAAUACAAAAUGCUUUGGAUAAAGGCGCUAUAUAAAUGCCAACCAUUUAUGAUCUCAUAGCUGUUCCUUCCAGUUUUUAAUAAAGUGGACUAAAGUGUGAAGUGAAAGUGGUGUCACCAUAAAUAUGCCCAUGCCGCAAUAGUUCAAAUAAAUCAUAACUACAGUCUG